AGGCUCGGCAAACUCAGGAUUAUAACCGAGAGAGAGACAUAGAGAAUUGGGUAGCAACAGCCCACUGAUAGUGUGAUGCUGUUAAAAAAAUAAUUAAUACAGUUUAACGAUUCGAUUAAAAGAAGCUCCAGGUAACCUCUCGGUGUUUUCAGGAGGCACAUUAACUCAAAAAUUAAGCAUGUCAACUCCGGCAAGAAGGCGACUUAUGAGGGAUUUUAAACGGCUACAAGAGGAUCCUCCAGCUGGUGUCAGUGGUGCCCCAUCUGAAAACAACAUCAUGGUGUGGAAUGCAGUCAUAUUUGGCCCUGAGGGAACACCUUUCGAGGAUGGUACAUUUAAACUCACUGUAGAGUUCACAGAAGAAUAUCCCAACAAACCUCCCACAGUACGAUUUGUGUCAAAAAUGUUCCAUCCAAAUGUCUAUGCAGAUGGCAGUAUAUGUUUGGACAUCUUACAGAAUCGUUGGAGUCCCACCUAUGAUGUGUCCUCUAUUCUUACAUCUAUCCAGUCCCUGCUUGAUGAACCAAACCCAAACAGUCCAGCAAACAGUCAGGCAGCUCAGCUCUACCAGGAGAACAAGCGGGAGUAUGAGAAGCGUGUGUCUGCCAUUGUAGAACAAAGCUGGAGAGACAGUUGACCAUACAGUGCUGAUGGCUGUUCUCUCCAGCAUUGAGCUGUGUGUGCUGCAAGUUUUAGUGGAGUACCUCUCAAUUUUUGGAACCCUCACACCUUUUUUGAUUUUAAGCUUUUAUGCACUUUACCUUCACGUUCCCUUCAUAGAAGCUGUCUUUUCUUGCCUGCCAGGAGCAUUGUUUUUUUGUAUUCUCUGCUUUUUUUUGGUCUAUCAGGGGAAAUGUGCUGAAUCUCGCCUUGGUUUUUGUCAAUAUGGACUGGCUGGGGCCAUCAGCCAACAAUGGUGGUGUGUGCUGUCUUGCUGUAAUAAAUCCACAUGACUGGUUACUUAAAAUAUUUUGGAGGAUGUAUCAAGAGGUCAUGAUGGGUCCCUUUUUCUAUUGUGCCCCUGAUCUGUCAUCAGUUUAUUUUUCCAAGCAGUGUCUCUGGGCUCCAAUAUGUGAUCACUCAUCUUUCCUUGGGUAAAAAAAUGCAGUCUGAGCAUCAUGGACUACAACUAAAUCUGACUGACAUCUUUACACCCUGUUUUUGCUGUGUUGUGAACUCUUGUUACAUGCAUGACAGAGAGCACUGACAUUGCUCUUCAGUACUCAUGUAUAUAAGAAUCUUGCAUCUGAAUUUAUGUACAGAUUUUGCACUGGUUAACCCCCCCAUGUCAUUUUUUCAGCACUUGUAAAUAAAAGAAAAAGACGUUCACUCUUCA
Myripristis murdjan (pinecone soldierfish) is the source of this 1336-nucleotide messenger RNA. It is a transcript of the gene ube2al, whose product is annotated as ubiquitin conjugating enzyme E2 A, like. The record is from RefSeq and is a predicted model, not a curated record. Bases 179 to 637 code for a protein of 152 amino acids. The transcript is spliced from 6 exons. NCBI's taxonomy places the organism in Eukaryota, Metazoa, Chordata, Actinopteri, Holocentriformes, Holocentridae.